Messenger RNA from Desarmillaria tabescens, 2737 nucleotides. RefSeq lists its product as uncharacterized. The transcript is spliced from 5 exons. Bases 147 to 2519 code for a protein of 790 amino acids. The record is from RefSeq and is a predicted model, not a curated record. Lineage: Eukaryota; Fungi; Basidiomycota; Agaricomycetes; Agaricales; Physalacriaceae.
GGAGCAUCGGCCCGGUGAUUUAUACCUAUUUGCAUCCAAAGACAAUCGCCUCGUGGAUAUCUCGUGGUCAUUCCACUGUUUUCCUCUUACUUUCACUAUAUCUUCCUCAUUUUCUUGUAUUAUUACCUUCUUGUACCACUCUUAUAAUGUUCCAGUCUAGCUCAGACACUAGUGUCAACUCUCCAACUCCAAUCAGUCUUUUCUCUAAUGAUUCCGUGCCUUCGGAGCCUACUUCAGACGAACAGCCUAAUCUCGGUGCUUUUACGACAGUACUUCGUGAGUGGAACUACCUGCAACCUCCGAGGAGAAUAAAUCCGGUGACCGCUGUACGUCAAACAUCCACGACGACCACUUCGACGACCACCUCGCAAACACAAUCUUCUAUCACUCCUUCCGACUACUCUCAUUCAGAACUUGAGUACGACAGCGACCUCAGGCCAGAAGGCUCUACUGUAUGGUCUCACAAGCCUAUAGCAUCCUAUCUCAAACUCGAUGAAACCGCGACAGAGACCGACCAAGAUUUCGACGAGUACUACUCAGACUAUCUCGACGCACAAUCUACUGCUUCGUAUACAGUACCCCGCUCUGCGCAUACCCCUUCACCACAUGCGAGCUUGCUUGUACCCACCGACUCCGAAGUGAAGCCAUAUUCAGACGUUUCUGACGAGCAGGGCUAUUAUUCAUCGGACACUGAAGGCGAUCCACAAUCUAGGACCGUAUACAUCGAGGACGGCUCCGACCUGGAUCUUGUAAUCACAAACGAUGACGGCAGCGUCGACAUGACCAAGGACGCAGAUGAGGAGGAAGUGAUGCCUACCUUGGGUUUCCAAGAGACGCUUAACUUCUUGGCUGAUGAGCGGGAGAAGCUGACUGCCCAGCGUGAUGCAGGGACCAUAGGCCAAUACAAUGGGAGAUUAGUGUCUCUGUCGGCAGCAGCAGAACCUCGUCGAAAACGUCGUCGUAGGAGAACGAAAACGCCUCGAGCCCAAUCCACAGGGCCUUCCACUCUUUCCACCACUGUUACCAGCGCGACACCCAAUGAAUCAAUGACUACGACUGCGGAUCAUGAUCCAGAUCAGGACGCGGAUGAGUCGUCUUCCUCUUAUGAUCGAUACUACAGCACCACAAGCAAUCCUAAUGACAACGUUUACAAAUCUACUCCCGGAACGCCUGCUCGUCGGGGACGACAGCGGCAGAGCCGUCUGCGGAGCACCAAAUCGACGCCUCAGUUAAGGAUUCCUGCUGAGAGACCGGAUGAUAAGAGGUCAGGAAUGCAUAGACUCUUCCUCGACGAGCAAGAUGUACCUCGUGUGAGACAGAUGAAGAGUUUGAUGAAGAAGUUGUGCCAGUUGUUUCCUGAGGAUCGGGAGUACUUGAAGCAAGUGAGCUUAAAGACAAUGGAACCACCGGAGAUCAUUUCUCCCGGACCAAUAGAUCAUGAUGGCGUCGAAGAUCUUCUUGGAGGAUUUGUUGAUACGCGGGGACCUCCACCCCAACAAACCAAUGAACGAUUAAUUCAUGUAUUUGUAGAUCAGAUUGUUAAGUUUUUGAAACGUUACCCAAACCGACAUCCCCAAGCUCGACUUGCGCCUUCAAUAACUAAACUCCGUCGACAUCUCUCGCAUUCGGCCCUAUCUCUUAUUCUUGAACGUGGGCGUCCGGUAUCUCGUCGUGUGCUUGUUGCAUCCUCCCCUCUGUAUCAGCGCUUAGAGAGUGCUAAUCAGCUAGGUUAUGAGGUUAGAACGCUCGCUCGGGUACCUGACAUGGGUGAUGGAGCGGACAGAAACACUGAUUCACGGGCAAAGUCCGGGCACAUACGAAGCCAGAGCGGUGGUUCUGGCGUUGUUGUCGGCCGAACACCGGCUUCUGCGGCCAACAUUGGGAUCAUUGUUGGUCAGGGUGCAUCGCCAAGGCCGUCGAGGUUGAGGUCUGGGAGUGUGAAUACAGCUCCGACGGGAGGCAGGAAGAAGGGUCAUUUGAGGAGGAUUUCAGGGAGUACAUCAACUGAAAGCGAGCAAGGCGGUGGGGGGAGUGGAUCGGGUAGUGCAGGCACGUUAUCGCAGGUUUUGUUGAGGAGCAUUACAACUGGCGUAUCUAUUUCGCCACCUGGCCAGUUAUCUCUGGUCAUGCCGAAUUCACAGGGAAAUACACCUCCCGCGCGGAUUCGCUAUAGAGAGCAGGGUGUUGAUGAGCUGCUGCAGCUUAAGCUUCAUCAAGCGCUGGCGUCGAUCGAUGGUCCGCCUCCGCCUGGAAGCACGAUUAUUUUGGCUACUGGAGAUGGCAAUGCGGGCCAAUUCAACGAAGAUGGGUUUUUGGGUACGGUGCGAACUGCGCUGAAGAAGGGUUGGAAAGUGGAGCUGUAUGCCUGGGAAGGUGGCAUGAGUAAGGCGUGGAAAAGGGAGUUUGGCGAGGGCAGCGAAUGGGGGAGCGGUCAGAUGUUUAGGAUCGUGGGAAUGGAACAGUUUGGAGGUGAGUUGGUUGAGGUUUACACGUAUAGUGCCGGUGGCGAUGGCGAGUGAGUAUCAUUAAGGAAGAGAAACAAGCCAGCUAUGUUACAACUUAGUGUCUAUAGUUGACGUGUCUGCCGCUUUCACGCAGCAUCAGCUUUCCUUCCUUAGAAAUUUAUAUAUCUCGGUCCUCGUGUCGUUAUACUUUUUCCGACAUCCGAUCGCAAUGUGUAUUGCAAGACAUUGGCGUCAGUUAAUCUCGAUCAAUAUUCGCCUUUGCUUCCAUAGGU